UUGCUUAGAGAUCACAAACACCCUGGCCCCGAGAUGUGCGGCUGCAGAGCCAGCGUUCCCAGCACCAAGCAGUCCUCGGUCCAUCAGCCAGCUCCUGCUUCCACCAAAAAAAGCCCUCCGGCCGCAGCAGACAUGCCCAAGCGGGUACCUAUAGCCAAGCAGCUGGCGUCAGUCAAAGCUCUAAGAAAAGGCUCAGACCUUGAAAAAGCUUUUGCUACCGCGGCUUUGGUGUAUAACAACUCUGCUGACCCCGAGGGCAAGCUCAGCAAAGCUGAAACCAAAAACCUGCUACAAACCCAGUUUGGGGGUUUCAUACGGGGCCAAGAAAACAAACCCAAGUACCAGGAAAUAAUUUCUGCCCUGGAUGAGGAGUUGGAGAACAAAAUUGAUUUUGAAGAUUUCAUGGUCUUGUUAGUCAGUCUCACUCUAAUGUCUGACCUGCUGCAGGAGAUCAAAAACGUGAAAACCACAAAAUGAUCAGUGCUUUAAAAGAAGCAAUGGCUUGGCACUUUAUAAGGAAAGCAGGAGUGAACCGCACGCGGAGAUAAAACUGAGUGCCUGGGUACCCUGUGCUGGUCCCUUUUAAAUGGAAUAAAGUCUCGUCCAAACCUGGCUGAACUCACUCCGCUAGAGAAAUGCUGACCUGUUCAUUGAGUGACCGCUGUGGAAGGAAUUUCAAGUCCAGCAUUUGCAGUGCGUCUUUGGCAGCGCUCUGCUUGUGUGAGCGAAGGCACAACUUAGUUAAACGUGUCAC
This is a messenger RNA of Chroicocephalus ridibundus (black-headed gull), 754 nucleotides long. RefSeq names its product sentan, cilia apical structure protein (gene SNTN). The transcript is spliced from 5 exons. Gene Ontology annotation, molecular function: calcium-dependent protein binding; transition metal ion binding; calcium ion binding. The coding region runs from base 34 to 477 and encodes 147 amino acids. The record is from RefSeq and is a predicted model, not a curated record. NCBI's taxonomy places the organism in Eukaryota, Metazoa, Chordata, Aves, Charadriiformes, Laridae.